This is a messenger RNA of Spea bombifrons (plains spadefoot toad), 1308 nucleotides long. RefSeq names its product glucagon like peptide 1 receptor (gene GLP1R). Gene Ontology annotation, biological process: adenylate cyclase-activating G protein-coupled receptor signaling pathway; cell surface receptor signaling pathway. Gene Ontology annotation, molecular function: glucagon receptor activity; peptide hormone binding. NCBI's taxonomy places the organism in Eukaryota, Metazoa, Chordata, Amphibia, Anura, Pelobatidae. The transcript has 12 exons. Gene Ontology annotation, cellular component: plasma membrane. Bases 1 to 1260 code for a protein of 419 amino acids. The record is from RefSeq and is a predicted model, not a curated record.
AUGUUACGCGACCCCACAGUGAAAGCAGGGGGCGCUCACUCACUGUACGAGCAGCCGGACAGAAAGCUGCAGCCGUGGGUAAAGUUUUGUAACAGAACGUUUGAUGAUUACGCAUGUUGGCCUGACGGGGUUCCUGGAACAUACGUGAAUGUAACUUGUCCUUGGUACCUUCCCUGGGCUCACAAAGUGAUCCAAGGGAGAGUUUUUCGAUACUGCACCCCCGAAGGAAUAUGGCUUUUGAAAGAGAACUCGAGUGUUCCCUGGAGAAACCUGUCGGAGUGCGAGGACAGAUCAUUAAAGGUCCAGCCAGAAGAACAGCUAUCAUCUCUAUCAAUUAUUUACACGGUUGGCUACUCGCUUUCCUUCUCUGCACUCAUCAUCGCGACAUCCAUUCUGGUCAGAUUCAGGCAUUUACACUGUACAAGAAAUUAUAUUCACCUCAACCUCUUCACCUCUUUCAUCCUGAGAGCCAUUUCCGUGUUUAUUAAGGACUCGGUGCUCCGGUGGAUGUAUAACAUUGCGAUCUAUGACAACCACUGGGAUGGCCUCAUCUCUUAUCAGGAGUCCCUCAGCUGCCGGCUGGUCUUCGUCUUGAUGCAGUAUUGCGUGGCUGCCAAUUACUACUGGCUGCUGGUGGAAGGCAUCUACCUCCACACCCUGCUCGUGGUGUCUGUUUUCUCUGAACAGAGGCUCUUCCGCUUUUACCUGUGCAUUGGAUGGGGUGUCCCGAUGCUGUUUGUUAUCCCGUGGGGUAUCGUCAAGUAUCUGUAUGAGGACGAUGGGUGCUGGACGAGGAAUUAUAACAUGAAUUAUUGGCUGAUCAUCCGCCUUCCCAUUCUGAUAGCCAUUGGAGUGAAUUUCGUGAUCUUUAUCCGGGUGAUCUGCAUCAUUAUCUCCAAGCUGCAGGCGAACCUCAUGUGCAGAAACGACACCAAAUGCAGACUUGCGAAGUCGACGCUGACGCUGAUUCCUCUGCUGGGGACGCACGAGAUCAUUUUUGCGUUCAUCACCGACGAGCACGCGAAAGGAGUCCUCCGCUACAUCAAACUGUUAUUUGAAUUAUCGUUCAGCUCCUUCCAGGGGCUGAUGGUUGCGGUUCUUUACUGCUUCAUCAACAAUGAGGUCCAGGCGGAAUUUCAGAAAAGGUGGGAACGCUGGAGACUCGAACAUUUCUACAGCCAAAGAGACAGCAGCAUGAAGCCCAUCAAAUUCCCCGCGAACAGCAUCAGCAGCGGGGUCACCGUGGGGAGCAGCGUCUGAACGCCUAGUGGCUGCCGUCUGCUUACGUCUAAGACAUUUCACCACGGG